Messenger RNA from Stegastes partitus (bicolor damselfish), 1486 nucleotides. Lineage: Eukaryota; Metazoa; Chordata; Actinopteri; Pomacentridae. The record is from RefSeq and is a predicted model, not a curated record.
AUGGAUCGCUGCAUGUGUCUGACUCUCGUCUUCUUUGGACUGAGCCUCAGCUCCUGCUUGAAGGCGCCCCUGCGUGAGUACCACUACGUGAACAUAAAAAUGACCUGGCACGAAGCUCAGCAGUACUGCCGACAGGAGUACACCGACCUGGCCACCAUCGAGAGCAUGGAGGACAUCAGCAGGCUGAAGGCUGAUUUCUCCAAUUCGUGGGCGUGGAUCGGACUAAAGGAUGACCCAAAGUCCUGGAAGACCAUGACCAAUGACACCAACUCAUGGAGAUGGUCGACGACCGGUGAAACGAGCAGAACCGGUUUCAGCAACUGGAAGUUUGCCCAACCAAACAGCGGAUACGGACAUGAAAACUGCGUGCAGAUGGGCUCGGGUGGAUUAUGGGACGAUAAGAACUGUGAAUCGCUCAAAGCAUCAGUUUGUUACAACGUUACGGAGCAGAACAAGAAAACAUAUGCGUACAUCUCAACAGUGAAAACAUGGACCUCUGCCCAAGAGCACUGCAGGACACACUACACAGACUUGGCAAUGAUCGAGAACAGCGCAGAAAACACUGACGUCGAUUCAGUAAGACCAGCCAAGGUCGAAGCUUGGAUCGGUCUGUACCGUGUGCCAUGGGUGUGGGCCGACAAGAGCCAAAGCUCCUUCAGAUACUGGCGUUCUUCAAGCCCAAACAACUAUGGUGGUAAUCAGUUCUGUAUGACUGAGCAUAGUGGCACUCAUCACUGGGACGAUGGGCGCUGUAGUGAUCGCUAUGUCUUCCUCUGUCACCAGGUUUCAAAGGUGAAGACGGUGCUGAAGCUGGCGACUGUGACCGACGCCGACCUGACCAGUCCGGCUACCAACAGCCAGCUCCUUCAGCAGGUCAUCCUUCGUGAGUACCACUAUGUCAACCUGAAAAUGAACUGGACCGACGCUCAGCAUUACUGCAGAGUAAAAUACACUGAUCUGGCCACCUUUGACAACAUGGAUGACAUAAAUAGAUUAAACAGACCAAGUUUGGAAACCUCACUGGCAUGGAUCGGACUCACAGAUGACCCAAAAUCCUGGACGGGAAAUUUGAGUAACGAUGCAAACUCCUGGAGAUGGUCAGCAACUGGUGAAACAGGCGGAACUGGUUACCACAACUGGUACCCAGCUACAAAUCCUCCAGGCCAGAAAACGUAUUUUCUAAUUCAAAAGUCAUUGAACUGGACGGAUGCUCAAGCUUACUGCAGAGAACAUUACACAGACCUGGCUACGAUUGAGAAUGAUCAGGAGAACGGACAGGUGAUGUCACUCCUGUCAGCGGGGGGUUACGGGUGGAUCGGCUUGUACCGAGAACCAUGGAGGUGGUCCGACAACAGCAGCAGCUCCUUCAGAAACUGGGGGACUGGUCAGCCAAAUAACUAUGACAAUCAGUUCUGUGUGGCUGAGGAAUCAAACCACCUUUGGUUUGAUGAGAAGUGUGACAAGGAGAUGCCCUUCUGGUGCCACG